This is a messenger RNA of Cloeon dipterum, 1771 nucleotides long. RefSeq names its product Golgi phosphoprotein 3 homolog sauron (gene sau). Gene Ontology annotation, biological process: Golgi organization; Golgi to plasma membrane protein transport; Golgi vesicle budding. Bases 154 to 1020 code for a protein of 288 amino acids. Lineage: Eukaryota; Metazoa; Arthropoda; Insecta; Ephemeroptera; Baetidae. Gene Ontology annotation, molecular function: phosphatidylinositol-4-phosphate binding. The record is from RefSeq and is a predicted model, not a curated record. The transcript is spliced from 4 exons. Gene Ontology annotation, cellular component: cytosol; trans-Golgi network; Golgi cisterna.
CACGGAGCAACCAUAUUGGAUUUGCGAGUGAAAUGUCUUGCUGGAAGGAAAUGUCAACAAAGUAGCGAACUUGUUUUUUGUGUAGUAUACGUGUUCUUCUCGCAAAGUUCAAUCGUUAGAGCAGUCGGCGAAUCGACAGUUUUUUCGGCAAGCAUGAACCGUGCUGACGGGCUGGUUCAAAGGCGAAACGUCCCACGGGACACCUCGGAUGGGGCCCAGAAAGACACGACAGACGUGGACGAGAGGAGGUCAGCAGACCAAGAAGAAGAGCUCGAAGAUGGUGACUCCAAAGAAACGAGACUGACAUUGAUGGAAGAAGUCCUUUUACUUGGACUCAAGGAUCGAGAGGGCUACACGUCGUUUUGGAAUGACUGCAUUUCAAGUGGUUUGAGAGGGUGCAUUUUAAUUGAGCUAGCCCUUCGUGGGCGCAUUGAACUGGAGAAAGCUGGGAUGAGACGUAAAAGUCUCUUGAGCCGCAAAAUCUUGGUUAAAAAUGAUACCCCGACUGGAGAUGUUUUGCUAGAUGAAGCUCUGAAACACAUGAAGGAUACUGAGCCAUCAGAGGCAGUUCAAAGCUGGAUAGAGUAUCUCAGCGGUGAGACUUGGAAUCCUUUAAAACUGCGUUAUCAGCUGAAAAAUGUAAGAGAAAGAUUGGCGAAGAACUUGGUUGAAAAAGGAGUGCUGACAACUGAAAAGCAAAACUUUUUGCUUUUUGAUAUGACUACACAUCCUCUGACAGAUAACGUCACCAAAAGUCGACUUGUUAAAAAGGUGCAAGAUUCUGUACUUCUGCGGUGGGUCAACGACCCACAUCGGAUGGAUAAGAGGAUGCUGUCGUUAAUAAUGCUGGCCCACAGCUCAGACGUGUUAGAGAAUGCUUUCUCACCUCUCAACGACGAUGAUUACGACCUAGCCAUGAAGCGAGUGCGCGAGCUCUUGGACUUGGACUUUGAGGCCGAAAGCAUGAAACCCAACACCUGCGAGGUUUUAUGGGCUGUGUUUGCUGCAUUCACGAAGUGAAAAACUGGACACUCGUACGUCAACUCCUGCGCCAACACAAAAAUUGCAACAGCAAAUCAACCAACCAACAUGAUUCGUUUCUAUCCAGCAGCAGUGUCUUGUUUUCCCUAGUUAUGAUUUGCGUGUAAGAUCACUCUAUUGCUAAAUAUCUUUUGGUGUCAGUGGAGUUCAUUUUCUAAUCAAACCAGUCUGAUGCUUGGUUCGGGCGAAUUAACUGGCACUGGUCAGUAACAUUUGGCUAAAAUCAUCCACAUUCCAUUGCGUGUUGGAAACAAUAUUGUUUAUAUUUCAAUAAGUACAUGUAAAUUGUCUGCACUGGUUUAGAAGCCUUAAAUUUGGUUAAAAUUCAAAUGCAUCAAAUUCCUAUCAAAGCAGCUGCUUUUGUAAAUACAUUGCAAUUAAAACUGUUACAAAAAAACUUGGAAAAAUUGACUUUGCAAUACUUGUGCCCCCAGAACUUGUCUUUUUUAAUAUGAGUAAAUUGCAGUUCCUUGAAAAUGUGUUUUUCUAUUGUACUUGGACAUGGCUUUGUUAACUGUAAGAGAUGGUUUCAAUGAUUUCAUGAUUUCUCCUUUCUCUUAACUGUCAAUUUUGUAAUUAUUACUUGCAUAACUCAAUUACUGUCCAAUUCUGGAAUCUUCUAUUUCCUGAAAUUGUAAAUUGUGUUUAUAUCGGUCAUUUUAAAAACCCAAAUUUGAAUAGUGAUUCUACGAAAUUUUGCUGGUGCAAUAAAAUAUGACUUUACAAGCAA